AUGUCUUCUCUUGAACAGCUCAAGUCUACUGGCACCGUUGUCGUUUGCGACUCCGGUGACUUUGCCACCAUUGACAAGUACAAGCCUCAGGAUGCCACCACCAACCCCUCUCUCAUCCUUGCUGCUUCCAAGAAGCCCGAAUACGCCAGCCUGAUCGAUGCUGCCGUUGCGAAGGGUAAGACCCAGGGCAAGACCGUCGAUGAUCAGGUUGACGCUGCCCUUGACAACCUCCUCGUUGAGUUCGGCAAGGAGAUCCUCAAGAUCAUCCCCGGCAAGGUCUCUACUGAGGUCGAUGCCCGCUUCUCCUUCGACACCAAGGCUUCCGUCGACAGGGCUCUGCACAUCAUCAAGCUCUACGAAGAGGCCGGCAUCUCCAAGGACCGCAUCCUCAUCAAGAUCGCCUCCACCUGGGAGGGUAUCCAGGCCGCUCACAUCCUGCAGUCCCAGCACGGCAUCAACUGCAACCUAACCCUCAUGUUCUCCCUUGUCCAGGCCAUUGCCGCUGCUGAGGCUGGUGCCUUCCUCAUCUCUCCCUUCGUCGGCCGUAUCCUUGACUGGUACAAGGCCGCUCACAAGCGCGACUACACCAAGGAGGAGGACCCCGGUGUCAAGUCUGUCGAGAGCAUCUUCAACUACUACAAGAAGUUCGGCUACAAGACCAUCGUCAUGGGCGCCUCUUUCCGUAACAUCGGUGAGAUCACUGAGCUCGCUGGCUGUGACUACCUGACCAUCUCCCCUGGUCUGCUCGAGGAUCUGUACAACUCUAAGGACGCCGUCCCCAAGAAGCUUGACUCCUCUACUACCAGCGGCCUCGACAUCUCCAAGCGCAGCUACCUCAAGGAUGAGGCCCUGUUCCGCUUCGAGUUCAACGAGGAGGCCAUGGCCGUCGAGAAGCUCCGUGAGGGUAUCUCCAAGUUCGCGGCCGACGCCGUGACCCUGAAGGAUAUCCUGAAGCAGAAGGUUCAGGCGUAG
This is a messenger RNA of Aspergillus puulaauensis, 972 nucleotides long. RefSeq names its product sedoheptulose-7-phosphate:D-glyceraldehyde-3-phosphate transaldolase TAL1 (gene TAL1). NCBI's taxonomy places the organism in Eukaryota, Fungi, Ascomycota, Eurotiomycetes, Eurotiales, Aspergillaceae. Bases 1 to 972 code for a protein of 323 amino acids. The record is from RefSeq and is a predicted model, not a curated record. Gene Ontology annotation, biological process: pentose-phosphate shunt; carbohydrate metabolic process; pentose-phosphate shunt, non-oxidative branch. Gene Ontology annotation, molecular function: transaldolase activity. The transcript has 4 exons. Gene Ontology annotation, cellular component: cytoplasm; intracellular anatomical structure.